UAUCCCAAACAAGCUUAUCCAGCAGCUCAUGGUCAGAAGUACAACAAUUACUGCAACCCGCGAAAGGCACCAACCUGCGCCAAAACCGGCACUGAAAUUUUUUGUCUGAAAGACACCGAAUAUCCGGCGAAAGAAGUCAAGUACGCCAUCGAUUACGACCCGUUGGUGCUCAAGAAAUACGCCGAUGUUUCCGAUCAGUCGGCCGAUAAUUUGGUCGAUGGACUGACCUCUUUGGCUGAGGCGCACUUCUACUACUCCAACUACAAAGGGAAAUUCUUCGAGAAGGGCCACUGGUCUGGUGACGAGGGAUACAUCUGCCCUAGCGACGUCGUUUAUGCUCGCCCACUCCGAGCAGUGAAUGUCGAUGGAGAAUGGCGGAUUAUCGUCCAAGAAAACGCCUGGCCUGGAUACACCCAGACUCAACGCGUCGAAACUUGUUUGUUCCCCGGUGCAUCUUGUCGCACCCUGGCUCCUUGUUUCGGCAGCAAAUGUCUGCAAACAUAUGUUUACCAGCGGAUGCUUUCCUUCGAUCCUUGUGAUCCUCAGAAGGGAAUCUUCAUCGACAUCUACAAGUUGCCAUCGGCCUGCUCUUGCCACAUUCCCGAGUUGCCACGCUACGAAACCUGGCUUCAUCAACGUCCACCUAGUGCCAAGUAAAUUACAAUAUGACACAAUUUAUUAUCCUUAGCUCGCACCGGAAUUCACAAAGCUGGCGUCCAGUACAUCCUGGACAGCGUCAUCCAAGAAUUACAGGCCAAUCCCGAACGCAGAUUCAUCUACGUGGAAAUGGCUUUCUUCUGGCAGUGGUGGGAGGAGUAGGAUGAAUCGACGUUGGACGUUGUGCGUGAUUUGGUCAGCCAAGGGCGUUUCGAGUUCAUCAACGGCGGCUGGUGCAUGAACGACGAAGCUACAACUCAUUACGUCGACAUUAUCGAUCAAAUGUCUCUAGGCCUCAGCAUCCCUCUUAUGUGUGUGUCCGUCCUUCUUCCUCUACUUGCGCGGGCGCAGCAGUGGGAAAUUUCACCCUCCAACCCAUGGAAAGAAGAAAAGUUGUUCAUAAUUCGAUUACGAGCACACAUAGACGAGAGAGAAAAGAGAACCCCAUUCGAACUUCCCGGCUCCCGACUAUUCUCUUUUAUAUCAUUCUCCCUUCCGAUAGCAACUUAAUGUACCCCCAGCGCUAUACUACUCUCGUAUAGAGCUCAUUUUUAUUUUACUACUCUCUCUCUCUGCGUAAUAUUUUCGUCCCCAUCAUUUCAUAUGUGUGCAGCAUGAAACUCGUCCCCCCCAUCUCGAUUUUUGAUUCUCUAUACUCGGAAAUUUAUCCAAUGGCCCGUCAUGUAACGCCAUGGCGUCACUCCGAUGAUUCAACUCUUUGUCUAAGUCUUUCCUGUGAUACAGCGCGCAUGGAGUACUAUAGUUUCGUCCUGUUGUAAUAAAGGGACCAAUAAAUAUAAGUGUAUAGUGAACUUUACAAAAUUUU
Molecule: messenger RNA, 1483 nt
Organism: Daphnia pulex (common water flea)
Lineage: Eukaryota; Metazoa; Arthropoda; Branchiopoda; Diplostraca; Daphniidae
Exons: 5
Biological process (GO): regulation of Toll signaling pathway; innate immune response; central nervous system formation
Cellular component (GO): extracellular region
Molecular function (GO): growth factor activity; Toll binding
Source: RefSeq, a predicted model, not a curated record